UGACAUCGUGAAACUCCGCAGAUAGCGACCAACCGCAGCUGCUCCGCGGAGUUCAUUUCGCUUCACGUUCAAAAUGGCGGCUGUACUGAAUUCUGUGAAGUCAUUCGGCGGUCCGAGCAUGUCUACUGCAGCUGUGAACGGCGGCCGAUUCAUGGACGCUCCAGUUACAACAGGGACGUCCAUCAUGGCUGUGGAGUUUGCAGGUGGAGUGGUGAUCGGGGCCGACUCACGAACAACCUCUGGAUCGUACAUCGCUAACCGAGUAACAGACAAACUCACGCCGGUUCAUGACCGGAUCUUCUGUUGCCGGUCAGGUUCUGCCGCAGACACACAGGCCAUCGCUGACAUCGUGUCUUAUCACACCGGCUUUCACAGUAUUGAGAUUGGUGAGCCUCCCCUGGUCCGGACGGCAGCAAACCUGUUUAAGGAUCUCUGCUACAGGCACAGGGAGGACCUGACAGCUGGCAUCAUCGUGGCAGGAUGGGACAAGCGGAAGGGCGGACAGGUUUACUCUGUGCCACUAGGAGGGAUGCUGGUUAGGCAGCCGGUAGCUAUAGGAGGCUCUGGCAGUACGUAUGUGUACGGUUAUGUGGACUCACACUUCAAGGAAGGGAUGACUAAAGAGGAGUGUUUCCAGUUCUGUGCUAACACCCUGGCCUUGGCAAUGUUCCGUGACGGCUCGAGUGGCGGAGUGAUCCGAUUGGCCGCCAUCAUGGAAGACGGGAUAGAACGCAAGGUCAUCACGGGAGACGACAUCCCCAAGUUCUGGGAGGGGUGAUCUUCUUCCUGAGUCAAACUCCAUAAGAUUAGCAUGUCGGCAGAGCGUAUUGCACCUGGACGAAACCUGAAAUGUAUUGUGCAUAGCACUUUGGCAGAAUGUCUCAUAUAAGGUCGUAUUGGUGUCCAGCGUAUGAGGUUAACAUCCUGUCUGUAGUUUCCGAAUGUUAUGUUGAAAGAGAUAUCGUCUGCAACAGGCAAAAUUCUAAUGCAACGGUGACCAAACAUCCAACAAAAACCAUUAAAAAUCAGGCUAGCUUUUGUGCAGGCACAGUACGUUCUCCUGACAUGUUCAUAAGACUAGAUAUUUGUAGUAGGCAGGAAUU
Messenger RNA from Branchiostoma belcheri (Belcher's lancelet), 1103 nucleotides. RefSeq names its product proteasome subunit beta type-6-like. The record is from RefSeq and is a predicted model, not a curated record. NCBI's taxonomy places the organism in Eukaryota, Metazoa, Chordata, Leptocardii, Amphioxiformes, Branchiostomatidae. Gene Ontology annotation, cellular component: proteasome core complex. Gene Ontology annotation, molecular function: threonine-type endopeptidase activity.